This is a messenger RNA of Mobula hypostoma (lesser devil ray), 10262 nucleotides long. It is a transcript of the gene ptch2, whose product is annotated as patched 2. The transcript is spliced from 24 exons. Gene Ontology annotation, biological process: negative regulation of smoothened signaling pathway. The record is from RefSeq and is a predicted model, not a curated record. Gene Ontology annotation, molecular function: smoothened binding; hedgehog family protein binding; hedgehog receptor activity. Lineage: Eukaryota; Metazoa; Chordata; Chondrichthyes; Myliobatiformes; Myliobatidae. Gene Ontology annotation, cellular component: plasma membrane. Bases 281 to 4600 code for a protein of 1439 amino acids.
UCGGGGACAGAAGUAAAGAUUGAGCUGAAAGAGUUUUUUUUAUUCCAUGGUGUUAGAGGGACGAGUAAAAGGAGCGAGCGAGCGAGCGAGAGGGAGAAAACUACACGUGGAUGUAGAGUCAAGAUCCUUGAGGAUUUCUGCGCGAAAUGUUGGGAUGGAAAUAUCAGGCUUUCGCUCAGGAAGAGACUAGGGACUCUCCAGCUGUUAUUCUUGUCACUUUUGGGGAAUUAUUACUGUUGUUGUUGUUGAACCAAACGAUCCGCGACUGGUUUCCAGCGACAUGGCUUCGGUUUCUAACCUUGCCCGGGACGGUGGAGCACUGCCCCCGAGGUACAGUCAUCGAGCCCCGGCCGCUUGCUCGGAUCUGCUGCGGAGACCCAGUUACUGCCACGCUGCUUUCGCAUUGAAACAGAUCUCUAAGGGUAGGGCAGAGGGGCGCUGGGCUCCACUGUGGCUGCGAGCCCAUUUCCAGGCCCUGCUCUUCAGGCUGGGCUGCAGAAUCCAACGGCAUUGUGGCAAGAUCCUCUUCAUUGGUCUAUUGGUCUUUGGAACUUUUGCUGUUGGCCUCAGAGUUGCAAGCAUUGAGACUGACAUCGAGCAGCUUUGGGUGGAAGUGGGAAGCCGGGUGAGUCAAGAGUUAACAUACACACGGGAGAAACUGGGCGAGGAGACGAUCUUCACCACACAGAUGCUGAUUCAAACCUCGAAGAAUGAAGCGGAGAAUAUCCUUACUCAGGAGGCAUUGCUCCAACACCUGGAAGCUGCCCUGGCAGCCAGCAAAGUACAAGUCUCGCUCUAUGGAAAGUCCUGGGAUUUAAACAAAAUCUGUUACAAAUCUGGAGUGCCUAUUAUUGAGAAUGGAAUGAUCGAGCGAAUGAUUGAGAAGCUAUUUCCCUGUGUUAUUUUAACUCCCUUGGACUGCUUCUGGGAUGGUGCCAAGCUUCAAGGAGGUUCUGCCUACCUACCAGGAAAGCCGGAUAUUCAGUGGAUGAACCUGGACCCAGUGCAGCUCCUGGAUGAACUGGGGCAGUUUACGUCUUUGGAAGGAUUCAGGGAGAUGCUAGAGAAGGCACAAGUAGGACAUGCCUACAUGGACAGGCUAUGCUUACAACCAGAUGACUCUGAGUGCCCCAUGACUGCCCGAAACAAAAGAUCACUGGAGGCUCCUAAUAUUUCCACUGAGUUAACUGGUGGUUGCCAUGGAUUCUCAAAGAGGUUUAUGCAUUGGCAAGAAGAGUUGAUUUUGGGUGGUGUGAAGAAAAAUUCCCAGAACAUAUUGCUGAGUGCUGAAGCUUUACAGACCAUGUAUCUGCUGAUGAGCCCCAAGCAACUUUAUGAACAUUAUAAGGAUGAUUAUGAAAUCCACGAUAUCAACUGGAACUUGGAGAAGGCAACAGCCAUUUUGGAAAACUGGCAACGAAAGUUUGUUGAGGUGGCUCACCAGUCCCUGCCUCAGAACUCCACACAAAAUAUCCAUGCCUUUUCCACCACCACCCUCAAUGACAUCAUGAAAUCUUUUUCUGAUGUCAGUGCCCUCCGUGUCGCUGGAGGGUACUUGCUAAUGUUGGCAUAUGCUUGCGUGACCAUGCUGAGGUGGGACUGCUCCAAAUCCCAAGGAGCUGUGGGUCUAGCUGGAGUCCUGUUGGUGGCAUUGUCAGUAGCUUCAGGACUGGGGCUGUGCUCCCUUCUGGGCAUCUCGUUCAAUGCUGCAACAACUCAGGUACUACCAUUUCUGGCCCUGGGUAUUGGUGUUGAUGACAUGUUUCUCUUGGCUCAUGCAUUCACUGAGACAGGUCAAAAUAAGAACAUUCCUUUCAAGGACAGAACAGGUGAAUGUCUGAGAAGGACUGGAACCAGUGUUGCUCUCACAUCCAUUAAUAACAUGAUUGCUUUCUCGAUGGCUGCUCUGAUUCCCAUCCCCGCACUUCGUGCAUUUUCCUUACAGGCUGCAAUAGUUGUGGUUUUUAACUUUGCGAUGGUGCUCCUCAUCUUUCCUGCCAUCUUAAGCUUGGAUCUUCAUCGACGGGAAGACAAAAGGCUGGAUAUUUUCUGCUGUUUUUCCAGCCUCUGUUCAACGAGAGUAAUACGGGUCCAACCACAAGAGUUUGCAGAUGUGAACGAUAUCCAUAACUUUCACCCUUCUCUGAAUGGAGGGCCAACAUAUACCCACAGCACCCAGAUCACCACCACGGUUCAGGCAUUUACCCAGUGCGAUCCCACUGGCCAACACAUUGUCACCAUCCUUUCUCCAACAUCUCAGAUCUCUUCAACUCCUUCAGUCAUCGUACCUCCAGCCGAGCACAUUGGCUCCCAGGGAAUGGACCCCACCAGCUCAACUCGGGACCUACUGGCCCAGGUGGAUGAGGCAAAGGUCUGCAGGAACUGUGUUCAAAUACCCUUCGUCAAAUGGAAUUUGACUGAUUUUGCACGGGACAAGUACGCUCCACUUCUUCUGAGGACUGAAUCAAAAAUUGUCGUGUUAAUCCUCUUCAUGGCCUUGCUUGGGAUGAGCCUUUAUGGAACUACCAUGGUUCAUGAUGGGCUGUACCUUACAGACAUUGUGCCUCGUGAAACCAAGGAGUACAAUUUUAUUGAAGCCCAAUUCAAGUAUUUUUCCUUCUACAACAUGUACAUCGUCUCCAUGGGGGGGUUUGAUUAUGCUGCAUCCCAGAAGCUGCUUUAUGAUCUGCACAGGAGUUUCGAUAGUAUCAAAUAUAUUGUUCGUGAAGAGAAUAAACUGUUGCCAAAAAUGUGGUUGCAUUAUAUUCAGGACUGGCUAAGAGGGCUACAGGCUGCAUUCGACGAAGACUGGCGGACAGGGAAAAUCACGAGGGAGAGUUAUCGUAACGGUUCAGAAGAUGGUAUCCUUGCCUAUAAAUUACUCAUACAGACAGGAAACAAGAAGGAACCCUUCAACUAUAACCAGCUAUCGUCAAGACGAUUGGUGGAUGAGGAUGGGAUCAUAAAUCCUGACGUCUUUUACCUCUAUCUCACGGUGUGGGUUAGCAAUGACCCUCUGGGCUAUGCUGCAUCUCAGGCUAACUUCAACCCUCACCCCCCUGAGUGGAUUCACGACAGAUACGACACAACUGGAGAGAAUUUGAGAAUUCCCGCUGCUGAGAUGAUCGAGUUUGCCCAGUUUCCUUUCUACCUGACUGGCCUGCAGCAGACCUCGGAUUUCAUCGAAGCUAUCGAGAGCAUCAGGGCAAUCUGUGAGGAAUUCUCCAAGAAGGGCGUGCUCAGCUAUCCCAAUGGCUACCCUUUCCUGUUCUGGGAACAGUACAUUGGCCUGCGACACUGGUUUCUGCUCACCAUCAGCAUUGUGUUGGCCUGCACAUUCCUGGUCUGUGCCCUUCUGCUGCUCAAUCCCUGGACUGCUGGCAUUAUUGUGUUUAUUUUGGCUAUGAUGACGGUCGAGCUGUUUGGAAUCAUGGGACUAAUGGGAAUCAAACUGAGUGCAAUCCCUGUAGUGAUCCUGAUUGCUUCCGUUGGAAUUGGAGUGGAAUUCACUGUUCAUGUAGCUCUGGGUUUCCUGACUGCCAUUGGGAACAAGAAUAUGCGCUCUGCUGCAGCUCUGGAACAUAUGUUUGCACCAGUGAUCGAUGGAGCAAUCUCUACACUACUGGGGGUCCUGAUGUUGGCUGGUUCUGAAUUUGACUUCAUCAUUAGGUAUUUCUUUGCUGUUUUGACCAUCUUAACAAUAUUGGGUAUCCUUAAUGGACUGGUUCUCCUUCCUGUUUUGCUGUCAGUUAUUGGACCCCCAGCCGAGGUCACUCCGGCAGAUAGAGGCAGUCAAUUGCCAACCCCUUCCCCUGAGCCUAUUCCUCCACCCAUGAACCAUCAUGGCUUCUAUGUCCAUUCAUUUCCUUGGCAGCAGAGCACGUUUCCUGAGUCUUCCGACUCCGAAUAUUACUCAGAAACCACGGUGUCUGGGAUCAGCGAGGAGGACCUGCCGCACUUCGACCAGAGUGCAUACAUCAUCCCACCAACUCGCUCACAGAUACUGGUGGAGUCUGGAAAUAACCCUAACUUCCCGCGAGUUACAGUUGUGAAGCCAUACAAAGAUGUUAAGGAUUCGACAUACAAGAAGAACAAUUUAAACUCAAAAGUACCACAUCGAUCUACUGUUGGUUCUGUUAGUUCUCAGCUAGCCUGGCAAGAACCUCAAGACUUAAAUAAAAUCACAGGAGAAGGGAGGCAACAUUUCUCUAACAAUGGACUGCACAGCAGAAGUGAUGCUCAACCUAUCCAACCUGCCAGUUCUUGUAGGAGUCAAUAUAGGUCUCGCAACAGUAGGACUCACCAGCCUAGGACUACACUUCCAGCAUACUCCACUGGUAUGCCUGGAUCCAAUAACCCUUUCACUACAGUGACUGCCACAGCAUCAGUGACACUCUCUCUGCACCCGAGUGUAUCACAGACAUUUCAAGGAUACACACAUGAAGGGUUUGAGGACAGCGAGCCAGACUGUUUAGAGGAAUUGCACAUACCUUCCUCAUAUGUGAAUCAUGAGGAAACAAUAGACUCCAAACAGGAGAAUUUUGAACUUCAGGAUGCUGAAUGUGAAGUGAAGAGCAUGCAAGCCCCAAGAAGGCAUUAGGUCGCCUCAAAUGAAUGUGGCAACCAAAGAAUGCUUGUAUUCCUUAUCAUCAUCCCAUCCCAUCCCAUCCCAUCCCAUCCCAUAUCCCAACAUCCUCUGGGCUCAAGAAAUGUGUAAAACUGCCUAUGUACAUAAACCUCAUGAUGGAGACAGGAAGAUUUAUAUUAAAAUAUUAAGUUGGUGUUUAAAUAUAUUUUAAUACUAAAAAAAAUCAAAAUGAAACAAACCUAUUUAAUGAUGUACUGUAUACUUCUGUAUUAUAUACUGUGUAAAGCACCGGAAAAUUCAGAGUCAGAGUUCUAAUGAAUGGUAAGAUGUGUAGACUGUGUACAAUGAAGAGAAUUUUUGUAACUUUGGGUACAGAUAAAUGAUAAUUGCUUGAUUAUUUUGCUGCUAUGCUUUUUAAAACUUAAAAGUUUAUAUAGAUUAGAAUCCCUAUUCUUUCAGGAUUUUCUUUCUAUGCAAGUACCUAGUCACCAUGAAAGACAUUUUGUUUUCAGUUCAGGCAGAUUGUGGUGUUUACAGAAGUGACUUGUCUUUCUCACAGGCCUGUGCGUGCAGAUGCUUGGGAUCGACUAUAAUUUCAUGUAAAAUAAUUAAACAAUAACCAUAUUUACAGGCAGCCUUUCUGCCGUAAUGCAGAAUGCUUGUUUACCCUUCUUCCAUUGAAUUAGUUUCUCCAGUGGAUGGUGUCACAGGCAUUUGAGCAAAAUCAUAAUCUAAGAACUAGAAUGUUGGCAGCAAGAAUGGCAAUGUGAUGCUGAAGGCAGCCAUUAUUUUGCAUUACAAAAUGGCUGCUACUAAUUGUUGGCUCUUUUGGUUGCUCACUAAGGCUGAUCCUGCUGAAAUUUGAAUCUGGGCUUCCUUGAUGGGCUUAGUGACCGUCCUCCUACAGUUCAGAACAGUCUCAAACCCAACCCUGGCAUUUGCUAAGUUAGUUGAUGUAAACCAAGGCUGGUGAUAGUACAACAGAAACAGUAUCUAAGCUCUCUGAGCACUUGGUGUCCUUGGUACUCAUUUUUAUCUGGGGAUCCUAGCAGGAGAAGAUAGGAUUCAGCUCAGCAAUGAUGCACAACGUGGCAAACAACUUGUCCAAGCCCAAUGUUAAACCAAUGAACAAGUUGGUAAAAGGUAGUUGACUUGCAUGGAACAAGAGCACAGCAGGCAAAACUUCAGGAAGGAAAGAAAGACAAAGAAACUGACAUUGCUUUUUAACGGUGUGAGAAACUAUAUGUAAGCUACUCAGAGGAAGUCAUGGUGAGCUGUUGUACCUAAAGCAAAUUCAUGGGCAUUUGAUUCAAUGCAUCGAAGCUCAUACCUGACAAAAUGAUUAAUACAAAAAAAUUGUACAAGGGCACAAGCAGGGAAAAGUAUAGGGGUUGACAGGGCAGGAAAUCAAUAAAAUACCUCAUCUGAAAAUUGAUUUUUUUCCCUAUAUAUUUAAAAUGUUCUCAGCUCCAGCUCAGAAUAGGUGCACAUAAUUCCCAAAAAUAUAUGUCAAGCAUUGAUGUGACUAAAAUUCAAAAUGGGCACCCUGCAUAAUGUUUUAAAAAGUAAGGGUUUUAGAAGUUAGCAUGGUCUCAGCUAAUUUAGCAUGGUUAGUGAUCAACUCAUGAUCUAAAUCAUAUAUCAUUAGAUUCUUUCUAUAGGCAUCAAUUCUACAUAGAAUUAUUAAGUUAUCUUUGUCCUUCAGUUUGCUGAGCUAGAGUUCCACGAGUCCCCUUCAACAUCCCUCCACGUGGCAUUCUUCCAUGUAUGACUGGUGACAGAAGAGUGUCAGUAAGCUAUUAGAUGUGGAGAUCCCAGUUAAACUUAAGUCUUUCUUCAUCUGACAUGCACAUACAAAAAUUGCUGAAAAAUGAUCUGAUGACGAAACCCUUGAGAAUUUUUGCACUGAACAGGCUUUUCCCUGGAAAAGGGAAGACUGAGUGAUGGAGGCCUAUAAAAUUACAGGAAGAGUUUAUCCGGGUAGGCACACCAAUAUUACCAAUUCUGACAGGGUCAAAAAUGAGAGACCAUGAAGACAAGAGAGUCACUAAUAAAUUCAGUAUUAGGGUUUGAUUAUUUUAACCCAGAGAAUGAUACAAAUAUGGAACGUGAUCAUAUUGGAUAAAUAAAGGGAAACAAUAUGCUGUAUAUCUAACAGAAUCAGAUUUAUUAUCACUGAUUUAUAUGGCAUGAAAUUUGUUUUGUGGCAGCAGUAGAGUGCAAGAUAUAAAAUUAUUAUAAAUUACCAAAGUAAAUAAAGACUGUAAAAAAAGAGAAAUAACAAGUUUAAAAGGGACAUCAUGAUUGGCCUGUGAGAGAAAGGAAAUAUAUAUAUAUAUUUUGAUAGGAGAGGUGAAAUGCAGUGGGACAAAGCUUCUGUGGAGUGUCACUACUGGCAAAAUACAUUCAUCCAUGUGACCUGUUCCUGUGCAGUGAAUUCCAUGUAAUUCCCUCAGCUAGCCGAGGGGAGCUGUGUUACAUUUUAACAGUCUCAGCAUGGUCUCAGCUAAUUUAGCAUGGUUAGCGAUCAGCUCAUGAUCUAAAGAGCUCAGCAAGUUAGUGCCUUAAUUACUUGAGCAAUUAGGACAACUUCAACCUUUUUUUCCAAAUGCUUUAAAUGCCAUGCACCAUCACUUUUCCUCUUGCUCCGGAUCAGGAGUUUGGGCUGUUCUGUCAGCAUUAUUCAGUGGAAUGUGAGUGAUUUCAGGAUAUUUAACAUUGCUUUUGCCAUUACUAGAAGUGCUAUAAGUUUAUGACCAGUAAGCCAUGCAUGAUGGUAACUAUGAUUGAUCACAACGGGUUUGAGAUUUCGUUGCAUUGUGCACUUCAUUCUGUGUAACUGGACUAUUUGUAAGCAUUUUGACUCCCUUCUCAGACGGAGAGGACACUUAUUUCCAUUCUAGUGACACUGGAUAGCCCAACAACAUCUUCUCUUUCCUCUUAUACUGUGAGAAACUGCAUACUUACUCCCAUCUUAGUAGAUAUUCGAGUAUUUUUAAUCUAAACAGUUUCUCUGUUUUUGCAACAUCAGUGUGAGAUGUUUGCAAUAUAGCACACUUAAAGGGACUAAUUUUCCACCAACACUCCAUUUCCAUUCUGUUACUUUUCACAUUUGGCUUCACAUUUUCUCAAAGAACUUAUCAGUCACAGGCUGGUGCAAAUAAUUGUGCAUCUAGUUUGCAGCCCUUCUAGGCAACUCUUGAUGCUGCAAUGAGGCCCGUUACUAAGAUGUGCACAAUAGUCUCCUCUCCCAGGUCAGACUUAACCUGUUCUGAAUUUCCUCUCCUGUUCAAAAAAAAGGUUCAAAAUGCAAGCUUCCAAACCUUGUUUGCUUUAAAAAAUAGUAAUAAUCGAUUAUUCCAACAGUUUGUAUGAUAUUGCUCCCACCUAAGGCAGUGAUGUAUUGGAAUAAUGUGUGUGGUGGACUGAGUAAUUCAAAGGGAGCCCAUUUUUGUCUUUCAACAGAAUGAGAUGCUAAAUGUUCGUAUUAUUUUCAUUUGUCAUUUUUGCCCCAGUGCGUAUUUUCACAGAACAUGCAGCCAUUAUUUUCAUUGCAACCAUUUUAAGUGCCAAGUGUUCUUUUUUCUAACCAGACUGAAGAGAGUGGAUAUUCAUUGCCAGUAAAAUGAAUGAAUGGAAGUGUUUUAAAUUAAUAGUGUUGAUUGUUGUUAUUGGUGGUGUUAUAUUUAUAUUUUUGUACAAUAUGGAAAAGAAAACAGUGUUUGUCACAGAGGUAUUUAACCAUAUUGCUCUGGAUCGUGCAUUGACUCACGUGAUUUGAAAUCUGUAGGAUGUCACAGUAUAUUGAUUUUGCAAUUUGUGCCAUAACUCCAAGUACAGAUCACUUGUGCUGACUGGUCUGAGUUCUGCUGAAAUAAAUGAUGGGCUUACAGAUGGCUGUCUAAUUAUCUCCAUUCAAGAAAUCCAAGCAAUUUCACACUUUUUUUUUACUGCAGACUAUUUAAUAGUUUAAAUGAAAUUGAGUGCUUCCGUUUCCCACAUUUUUUCCACGACCAGUUCUGUUAAUUUUGCUAAAUUGAUCCUUUUUUCAUGUUUUGUUUCACACCUUCAUAAUUUUCCUCAGGUUGGGUAACUUGGACCUAUUAACUACCGAUUUAUCAACAGCCCUAUCACUUGGAUGAACUUUUAAAAUUAAAACCCCUUAUAGACUUGAUCCAUCAGAUAGCUACUUUUCUUUUUGUUCGCCAUCUGAAAUUAUCCACUUAAAUGCAUCCUUGUUUUCAAUUUACUUUAAAAGAUUGGUGGAAUUUACAAAACAAUAAUUUAUUGUCUUUCGCUUAGUUUUAAUAUUUCUUGCAAUAAGACACAAGAACUAAUUAUGUUAGAACUCUAGAAUAGUAAAUAUUUUUACAAUGUCCUCAAUUAAUUAAUAUUAAAUCUGUUUCUAUGCUGUUCCUCCAGUCAUCUGGUUUUAAAAUGUUCCUUCAUGUAAGGUCCCCUGAAAAUGCAAAAUCUUCCAUCCCACUUCUGAAAGGCAAUUUCAGCAUGAAUGGAACAGAAGAUACAUUGUGUAUCCAGAAGCAGAGAUGGCAAAUUCGUGAGUUUACAGCCCCUAAAACCCCCCAAAUUAUAAGGAUCCCAGUUUGAGAAACUUAUGUUCUAGCUCUGGUAUCUCGCUAAUCAUGUGGAGGGCCACCAGGACCACUGGGAAGGAGCUGCAAGUACAAUUUCAAUCAUCAGUUACAGUAAUGAUGUAAGAAAACAUUCCAAACUCUCUUCUCCCAAGUGGCUGGAGAGCAACAAUUUGUGUUCCAUUUAAGUAUAGGAGUGAGGGAGCACUGAGAAGUCUUGUUAACUGUAAUAUUUCAUCCUGCCAAUUACUAAAGGAACUGCAGCACGGAAAUACUCAUCUGUGCCUGCUGGUGCUAGCUCAGUGUUUACAUCCUUUAUCCAAUUGCCGAUCCAGAGUUUUAAGGAUUCAGCACUGUGAUUGGUCUAAUCACUGCCAUUCCAACAAAUGCAGGGAAUUUUGUUUUUGUUUUCUCUCUUGAAUUUUUUUUACAAAUGUGUUGAAGCAAAAGGGGCUGCUUCAAAUUGGGGGGAAAAAUUGUCAGUGGAUAAAUGCUGUAUCUGUCUAAAGCGUGAGGGGGUGGUUGAAGAAAAAAAAAACUUUUAAUUGUAGGAUCCAGUAGAAUAAAAAUGUCUUGUUUCUUUCUGUGAAAUAAAAUCUUGUAAAUGGUAGUUACUGUAGUAGAAAAGAAAAAUAUACCCACCACAUGAAAAAAAUCUAAUCUGUUCAUGGGGGCUUUUUUUGGUUGUUGGGUAUAUGUAAUCAGUUAAACUAUUGUAUGCCAUAUAAGUUAUUUAUAUAAAUUUUUAUUUUUGUAGUUGUACAGAAGUAGCCAUCUGACUGAAGUAUAUUUUUAAAGAGUAAAUAUAUAUUAUUAUAUUAUAUAUUGUUAAUUGGGUUCAUUACUAAGGUCUGGUGGCACGCCUCUUGUAUACAUCUGCAGAGUGAAGGAUGUGUACUAAACUGUUACUGUCUGUGUUGUCAUCUUGUUACUGCUCCUCACACCCUUCCCAUUCCUGUUAAAUGAGGUGAUGAAUUGGAAAUCUGGACACUGUGACCAAUAAGCCUGCUCCUUGUGACUGUAAUACUGCCAUGUUUAGUCUCCAGCACAAUAGGAGAUUAACUAACAAAAUAAAAAUAAAC